AUGCCACCAGCAAUGAAAGGACCUGUGUAUAGUGUGCAAGAUGUUCUUGCUAUCAUCCAAUAUGGAGAGAGUGACUUUGAGUUGGAUUCAGACGACAGUGAUGCAAGUGAUAGAGAAACAGAAGAAGAUGCCAGUGAAGUGGACAAAGAAAACCAACAACCCACUGAAAUCACUGACUGCCCAGAUGAUGAUUAUGAGGACAUUGAGCUACAACCAAAGAAACCGACCAUGCCCCGUGACCGGUAUCGCUGGCUGAAAAGGGAUUUUGUCAGUCCCAAUACUGAUUUUUCUGGUCCAGAUGUCACCAGUGGUGAUGUUUCCAGCCACACACCACUGGAGUACUUCCAGAGGUUCGUGUCAGAAGACAUGCUUCAGGCUCUGACACAAAACACAAAUGAGUACAGCUUUCAAAAGACUGGAAGAUCUGUUAAAACCAAUAAAAAAGAAAUCGAGAAAGUGAUUGGAAUUUACUUGAAGAUGGGCCUAGUUCAAAUGUCUGGAGUCAGUAUGUAUUGGGAGACAGCCCUGCGGUACAACCAAGUUUCAGAUGUGAUGUCAUGCAACAGAUUCCAAGAACUGCUUAGAUCGUUACAUUUUGUCAACAACUUGACAGUGCCAGAAAAGACAGACAAAUUGUGGAAACUAAGACCUUGGCUCGACUCAUUCAGAGAGAAGUGUCUGCAGGUUGUACCGGAAGAACACAACUCUGUGGAUGAGAUGAUGAUCCCUUUCAAGGGAAAAUUCAGCGGCAUAAAUUCAGCGUGGGGGUUCAAAUUAUGGGUGAGAAGUAGAAUCUCUGGCGUGGUCUGUGAUUUUGAGGUGUACCAAGGCAAUGUCAAUGGACAUCGAGCCAAAUCUGAACUUGGAUUGUCAGGGGAUAUUGUGAUGAAGCUUGCUUCCACACUUCCAGAAGGGCAGAACUACAAAAUCUAUGCAGACAACUAUUUCACCUGCAUCCCAUUGGUAGUUCAGCUCCUUCGUCAUGGAAUUCAUUACGUGGGAACAGCCAGACAGAACCUGUGCAGAAAAUUAAAACGCUGGGACAAAGCCACUAAAACCUACAUUGAAGUUGAGAGGCCUUACAUCAAGGGAACUUACAACAAAUUCAUGGGAGGUGUGGAUUUAUUGGAUUCAUUUGCUGCUGAAUAUAAGUUCUACAUAAAAUCGAAACGGUGGUACCUGUACAUCUUCUGGCACACCAUUGUUCUCGCUGUGAUCAACGCCUGGCUCCUCUACAAGCGAGACUGCAAAGCGCUAAAGAUUUUGCCAAAAGAGAUGCUGAAAAGGAGACAGUUUCUGGCAGAACUAGCAGAUUCUCUUAUCCUGGUGAAAACAACUCCAAUUAAACCAAAGAGAGGGCAACCAUCUUCAGCCGGUGGCAGCCCAGUAACACAGACGGUGACAUUAAGGAGCCCUUUGAAUGCUCACAAGAGACCGUCCUCAGAUGGGAGUGAACCAAACGGGACCCCAGCUAAGAGGCCAUCUGCACACCCCCCGGUGGACGUGCGCAGGGACACGGUUGCACAUUUACCAAUGAAGACAACAAGAGUAUGCUGCAGACUCUGCAAAACUGGCUACACCAAUACUCUAUGCCGCAAGUGCAAUGUUUGUCUUUGUUUUUCGGAGGACAAGAACUGUCUUUGGGACUACCAUACCUGA
Myxocyprinus asiaticus (Chinese sucker) is the source of this 1659-nucleotide messenger RNA. RefSeq names its product piggyBac transposable element-derived protein 3-like. The record is from RefSeq and is a predicted model, not a curated record. NCBI's taxonomy places the organism in Eukaryota, Metazoa, Chordata, Actinopteri, Cypriniformes, Catostomidae. Bases 1 to 1659 code for a protein of 552 amino acids. The transcript has 3 exons.